Pseudoliparis swirei is the source of this 1117-nucleotide messenger RNA. RefSeq names its product ATP synthase peripheral stalk subunit d (gene atp5pd). The transcript is spliced from 6 exons. The record is from RefSeq and is a predicted model, not a curated record. Lineage: Eukaryota; Metazoa; Chordata; Actinopteri; Perciformes; Liparidae. Gene Ontology annotation, biological process: proton motive force-driven ATP synthesis. Bases 579 to 1064 code for a protein of 161 amino acids. Gene Ontology annotation, molecular function: proton transmembrane transporter activity.
AACGACGAUCUGUUUCAAUGACUCUCUUUGCAGCUCGUCCGUGUGUCCUUGUGCACGAGAUUCAGCUGUAAAUGCGACGUUCAAGCGGCGUUUUUGUGAGAAACCUGACGUCACUGAAAGACUUCACUGACCUUGGCUAGCCAGCUAACGGAGCUAGCUGCCGUUAGCGUGUCUUGAAUUGAACAACAUGUCAUCGCCCCGGUGUCAUUGGCUGUCUCUUGUCAAAAAUGUGUUUCCACCUUCUCGUUCAUACGAGUUCUUACACAUACGCGGAACCAUUUAGGACCCGCUGUCGCUUAUUCUUCACUCGUAAGGUUAGCUCCUCGGGCCUGCUUUACACUGAGGACGUUGACGUCUCCUGCGUUGGUGCCUCUUGUCUGCGAGGUUCAACACAAACGGAAAAGGGGUUCAUCGUCAGACCUCUAUCCAGAAGAUAACAGUUGCCACUUGUGUAACUGCAUCGUGACGUAGCAUCUUAUUGCGAUUCAAUUAGAAGUGGACGUGUUUUUCCAGAUUCGGCUUCACCUAAUAAUCAAGGUGACAUUUCCCACCGAGCUGAAACUAAUAAUACAAGCAGGAUGGCAGGCCGCCGUGUAGCAAUGAAGUCCAUCGACUGGCUGUCGUUUGCUGAGCGUAUCCCACCCAACCAGAGGGGCAUGUUCAACGCUCUGAAGACUCGCAGUGAUGCCAUCUCUGCAAAACUGGCCUCACUGCCAGAGGCUGCUGUAACCAUUGACUGGAGCCACUACAGGAGCACAGUGGCUAAAGCCGGGAUGGUUGAUGAGUUUGAAAAGAAGUUCCUAGCCCAGAAGAUCCCUGAGCCUAUCGACACACAGACGAGCACCAUCAAUGUACAGGAGGCUGAAGCUAACAAAAAUGCAUCAACCUACAUUGAAGGAUCUAUGGCCCGCAUUGCUCAGUAUGAGCAAAAGCUGGAUAACUUCAAGAACAUGAUUCCCUUCGACGAGAUGACCAUCGAGGAUCUCAACCACACCUUCCCUGAGACCAAGUUGGACAAGGUCAAGCACCCAUACUGGCCCCACAAGCCCAUUGCGGAUCUGUAAUCCCUUUACCUGAAACUCACCUCACAAUAAAGUUUAUGUAUUGUAUAGAGAAA